UCCGUUCAGCAUGAGCACGUCGAUUCUGCGCAACCUCAUCUCAUUCGCCGACGAGCCAAACGAGGAAUGCUCCAGCGUUAGUGUCAAAGGCGACGCGACCUACUGCAUCAAGGGGCCCGUGUGUGGUGCCACGGCAGGCGCAUGUCCAGCUGAGGGAGACGCCGCGGUCAGUAACUGCGUCAAGUCAUCUAGAAGCUUCGCCACUGGGUGCAUCGCACCGGUAGAUGCCCAGUGCGUGAUCACCCCUCUUAACCAUUGGGAGUGCGUUUUCCCAAACAUCAGCAGCGCUACUACUCCGCCCACUUUGGAGACUCAAGCAACGCAGCAGCCGACAAUCUCAACCAACAAGUUGGCUCUGUCCGCCUCGACUGAGUCUACCAGUACGCCCUCAGGGUCCGAGAACUUGGUGCAGGGGCCGAACACUGCUCUAAACAUUGCUGUCGGUGUGUCCUGCUGCGUCCUUGCUCUCGUGGGACUCGUGUAUGUCAAGAAGAGGCGUGACGCCAAGAAAGCACAAGAAGACGAGUACAAAUUUUCACCCAGCGAAAUAUCCAUCGUGAUGGUAUAAUC
This is a messenger RNA of Phytophthora infestans T30-4, 570 nucleotides long. RefSeq lists its product as uncharacterized. The coding region runs from base 11 to 568 and encodes 185 amino acids. The transcript has a single exon. NCBI's taxonomy places the organism in Eukaryota, Oomycota, Peronosporomycetes, Peronosporales, Peronosporaceae. The record is from RefSeq and is a predicted model, not a curated record.